AUGCCGCUCGCCCUACUACCCUUUGUGCUCAUCUUCUUCCCGCUCAACAUCCUGGAAGUGCACUCCUCUGCUUCUGCUUCUGGAAGGGACACCAACACCAUCUUGCCUGGCCAAGUGCUUGCCGGCAGCGACAAGCUCGUCUGCAGCACCAGCAAGUAUGCGCUUGGCUUCUUCGAAACCCAAACCAGCGGUAACUCCAACUGCUGGUACUACCUGGGCAUAUGGAUCAACAGAGUCCCCACCAUAACUCCCGUGUGGGUCGCAAACGAGGACGAUCCGAUUGCUGAUCUCACCAUGGCGGUGCUCACAAUCUCCCCGGACGGCAACCUUGCCGUCCUGAACCGCACCACCAAAUCCAUCAUCUGGUCCACGUCCACCCAAGCCAACACCACAACCAAAGACACGAUCGCGACGCUGUCAGACGGUGGGAACCUCAUCGUGCAGAGAUCUUCGAGCCCAUCGGAUGUGAUCCUGUGGCAAAGCUUCGACCACCCGACGAAUAGCCUCCUCCCUGGCGCAAAGCUCGGCCGGGACAAGGUCACCGGCCUCAACCGCCGUCUUGUCUCCAGGAAGAACUCGGUGGAGCAGGCUCCUGGAGCCUACGCGUUGGAGCUGGACCCGACUGGUGCUUCUCAGUUCAUCCUCGUGGAGUUGAAUUCGGGAGUGACGUAUUGGUCAAGCGGCGAAUGGAACGGCCGAUUCUUCGACUCUAUACCAGAUAUGGGUGCCUAUUCUGAAUUUGUCGACAACAGCAGAGAGGUGUAUUUUGUGACCGCCUUGCGGGAUGACAACAUGGUCAUGCGCCUUUCGUUGGAGGUUUCUGGUCAACUCAAGGCGUUCAUAUGGUACGAGCAGUUGCAGGAUUGGGUAAUUUCAGCUGCCCAGCCGAAAUCUCAGUGUGAUGUCUAUGCAGUCUGUGGAUCUUAUUCAGUUUGCAACGACAAUGUAAGCCCCUCUUGCGACUGUAUGAAGGGCUUCUCCAUCAAGUCGCUUGAGGAUUGGGAGCUAGAGGAUCGAAGAGGAGGGUGCAUCAGAAAUUCUCCAUUAGAUUGCAGUGACAACAAAACAACAGAUGGAUUCUACUCCAUUCCAUGCUCCGGACUGCCCCCGAUUGCUCAGAGCUUAACGGUUAUUACUAAUGAAGGUGAGUGUGCAAAGGUUUGCUUAAGUAAUUGCUCAUGCACUGCAUAUUCCUUCAGUGAUGACUAUGGCUGCUAUGUCUGGCAUGAUGAACUGUUUAAUGUCAGACAACAACAGCACAGUGACCUCACUAGUACGAAGGUGGAAUUCCUGAAAGUUCGCCUUGCUGCAAAGGAGCUGAGGAUUUCGGAAAACCACAGAAGGAAAAUGCUGGUUUGGGUCGUUACCAGUGCAACUAUGCUGACUUUGUUUGGACUUGUCCUGCUGCUGCUGAUGAUUUGGAGGAACCGAACGAUGCGAUAUUGUCGCGUGUCAAACAGUGUUCAGGGUGGCAACGGAAUUGUUGCAUUUAGAUACACUGACUUGCAGCAGGCAACAAAAGGUUUCUCAUCCAAGCUAGGGAGCGGUGGUUUCGGCUCUGUUUAUAAGGGGGUUUUACCUGACGCAUCCACCAUAGCAGUGAAAAUGCUGGACGGUCUUCGUCAAGGGGAGAAGCAAUUCAGAGCCGAAGUGAGCUCAGUAGGUAUGAUCCAACAUGUUAAUUUAGUUAAACUGAUUGGUUUCUGUUGUGAGGGAAAUAACAGAUUGCUAGUCUAUGAGUACUUGCCAUACGGUUCUCUUGAUGUUUAUCUAUAUCAGAACAGUGUCACAUUUCUGAACUGGAAAAACAGGUAUCAAAUUGCCCUUGGAGUUGCAAGAGGACUUGCAUAUUUGCAUGAGAGCUGUCAGGAAUAUAUCAUACAUUGUGAUAUUAAGCCAGAAAACAUACUUCUUGAUGCAUCAUUCGCUCCUAAAAUUGCAGACUUUGGGAUGGCAAAAUUGGUACAAAGAAAUUUUAGCGGAGUCUUGACGACGAUGAGAGGAACUGUAGGUUAUCUCGCACCUGAAUGGCUCAGUGGAGUGGCUAUUACAACAAAAGUUGAUGUUUAUAGCUACGGGAUGGUGUUAUUGGAAAUUAUAUCAGGAAGGAGAAACACAUAUGAACAGUGCACUAGUUGUGGUCACAAUGAUGCUUAUUUUCCUCUGCAAGUUGCCAAUAAUCUUCUCAAGGGUGAUGUGCAGAGUUUGGUGGAUCCUAAGUUGUCUGGGGAUGCCAAUAUGGAAGAGGUUGAACGAGCUUGCAGAGCUGCUUGUUGGUGCAUCCAAGACAAGGAGUCCGAUCGACCGGCAAUGGGUGAGAUUGUUCAGAUUCUAGAGGGUCUACGUGAGGUCGAUGUGCCUCCACUCCCGAAGAUACUCCUAGCUGUUGCAGGAAGCCCACUAUCAACUAGUUUGUAA
This is a messenger RNA of Miscanthus lutarioriparius, 2418 nucleotides long. Lineage: Eukaryota; Viridiplantae; Streptophyta; Magnoliopsida; Poales; Poaceae. The record is from the annotation of a GenBank genome assembly.